CCAAGCGGCGCCUGCACUCCCAUAGCCGAGCGCACCGCUCCCCUCCCCUCUCUUCUCCCCCAUGACAGCUCGAGGUCGCCAGCCACUUCUCUUCUCCCCCACCUUACCUCCCUCCCUCCCUCCCCGGCGGCGCACCCCUCUUCUCCCCUGGCGACGCUCCCCUCUCAUCCCCUUGCCUGGCGGCACCCUCCUCCUCGGUGGUGCAAAUGGCAGUGGGCUCCUCCUCGUCGGCGGCUGGAUCCGGCCCCUACAACCUCGGUGGUGGUGGAUCUGGCCAUCUCCUCCUCUGUGGCGGCGGAUCCGACCGUCUCCUCCUCUGUGGCGGGGGAUCCGAUCUUCUCCUGCUCGGUGGCGGCGGAUCCGGCCGUCUCCUCCUCCGUGGUGGCAGAUCCGGCCUUCUCCUCCUCCGUGGCGGCGGAUCCGACCGUCUCCUCUGUGGUGGCGGAUCUAGCCGUCUUCUCCUCGACGGCGGUGGUUCCAACCCCCUCCUCCUCGGUGGUGGAUCCACCCCCUCCUCGGUGGCGGCGGAUUCAGCCACCUCCUCAGUAGCGGCGGAUCCGGCCCUCGGGUCAUCCUUGGCGGUGGUUCCAACCCCCUCCUCUUUACCGACGAUGCUUGGGAGGCUACCGUGUGGCUCAGUUCCAGCCAAGAAACGCCGUGGAGACAAUCAGACGGCGCAAUGAAGGACUUUGUCAAUGAAGAUGAAGCAUGCCAGGAUUCAGAUCACUGAAAGGCGACCUGAAGAUCCGUGUGUCGUCUGGAAUCUUUUGUUUGGCUACUGUUAUGUCCUUUGCUUCCGCUAUGAUGUCAAACGUUUUUAGGCUGGUUUCACUAUUUUAGUUCUCUUUUCUGUUCUGAACUGUCUGGCUUUGUUGUCUGUUCAAACUCUGGUAACAAUGUAUUUCCGUUGUCAGUAAUGGAAAUGGGAUAGCCCCU
Messenger RNA from Sorghum bicolor (sorghum), 936 nucleotides. RefSeq names its product circumsporozoite protein-like. NCBI's taxonomy places the organism in Eukaryota, Viridiplantae, Streptophyta, Magnoliopsida, Poales, Poaceae. The transcript is spliced from 2 exons. Bases 207 to 683 code for a protein of 158 amino acids. The record is from RefSeq and is a predicted model, not a curated record.